Anopheles gambiae (African malaria mosquito) is the source of this 1258-nucleotide messenger RNA. Its product is annotated as brachyurin. Gene Ontology annotation, molecular function: serine-type endopeptidase activity. Bases 40 to 981 code for a protein of 313 amino acids. The record is from RefSeq and is a predicted model, not a curated record. Lineage: Eukaryota; Metazoa; Arthropoda; Insecta; Diptera; Culicidae. Gene Ontology annotation, biological process: proteolysis. The transcript is spliced from 2 exons.
AGUUUGCAUUGGUUCGUCGAGUGUAGUAAACGUGUGAAGAUGGCACGUUCGAGUCUAACAUUUUCGCUGCUUGUGGCCUCGGUUGCCUUAUUUGCUGCUGCUGGGCUGGUGGAUGGCACCCGCUUCCAGGGUACGAUCGAUUGGAGUCGUGUGAGGCCGCUGAACGAAUUUCCUCACAUUGCUGCACGGGUGGAUCAGCUGAAGAAGGUGCAUUUUGAUGAGGGUUUCAAAGCGCCUUCAGCACGCAUUGUUGGUGGAUCGAUUGCAACUGCAGGACAGAUCCCUUACCAGGUUGCCAUCCUCUCGGACCUGGAAGCCGGACAGGCCCUAUGCGGUGGCGUUCUGCUGUCGAACAACUUUGUGCUAACGGCCGGCGUUUGCGUCGAAAAUACGUCCGGUGGUGUGGUCGUGCUCGGAGCGCUCAACCUGCAGAACGAGGCGGAAGCGGGCCAGGUUAGGAUCACCUUCGCGGCCGGUGACGUUCGGCUGCACGAAGAGUUUUUGGCUGUGAUCUUCCGCAACAACAUCGCUGCCAUUCGUCUGUCCGAGCCGGUUAGCUUUAGCGAUCGUAUUCAACCGGUGCGCAUUCCGGCAGCCGCGGACGGCCGUACCUUUGCCGGUGCACUGGCAACGGUCAGCGGGUUCGGGCGGACUUCCGACUCGAGCACAUCCUUCUCCGAUGUGCUGCGGUACGUGCGCAAUCCCAUCAUGACCAAUGCCGACUGUUUCGCUACGGCCUGGGGAGGACUGAUCGAUGGGCAGAAGAUGUGUCUGCACUACAUGGAGGCAAGGGCACCUUGCGAUGGAGACGUUGGUGGCCCCAUGACGGUGGCGGACGGUGGCAGCACGCUGCUGGUCGGUCUGUACUCGUUCGGUUCGGUGCUGGGAUGUGAAAGCGAUUGGCCGGCAGUGUUUGUGCGCAUUACCUUCUACCGGCAGUGGAUCGUGGCUAAUACGGAUGUGACGCAGGCUGGGUUGUAAAGCACGGGCGCAGGAUAAGCAGAGUGUGUUUGCGUGGCGUGAGUCGACCAAGUUACAAAGGUUACCAUGGCAAAACCCAGCAAUGGGCGGUAAAAUCGCUCAUCAUAACACCACCAAUAAAGCUGGAGACACCUGGACAGAAGCACACACACAGGGUCCGAUCAAGGGGACUAUAAACAACAGAACAGUGCGCACACUGAUAAGAUACACGAGGAUGCAAGGAGAUGGAAGAUAUUGAAUAAAGGUGACUUGGUCGAUCGGUCGUAUCUUUACCGCA